CUCGUAAGGAAGUUGAUGAAUUUAGAUCAGUGGUGGGUGAUGGCGGAUUUGAUUUUGGGGUUGUUGUUGGUGUUUUAGAAGAAAAAAUUUCGGAUGAAGCUUAUACCUCGGCUGAAAAAUCAGAACAUGAUAUUAUCAUCACAACUUAUAGAAAUAUGUGCCGAAAUAUCAAAAACUUAAUCGCUGGUCGAUUAAUUCAAGAAUUUCGUGCCUUAGAAGAUAGACGUAGGUUCUUAGAAGAUAGACGUAGAUUUUUAGAAGAAGCAUCUCCUACAAAAGAUAUUCCCCCAUCCUCAGCUUGUUCAGAAUUACCAGUAAUUUUUCAAUCAUCCACUUCAACUAUUGAAACUUACUCCGAUGAAGAAAACGAUAUAGGCUCUAUGGAUCCAAAUCUGGUACAAAAUGUUAUUUCUUCUGAAACGGAUCUUGACAAUACCCCUAAACAGAAAAUCAUGUUAGAAGUUUCUGAAAACUCUAGUCCGCAAUUACAAUAUACCGAUUCUAUUAUCUCCGAAGGAGGCACGGCUAAUGGUAAUGUAGAUAGGGACGUGACUAGCAAUACUAACUUUACACUUUUAUAUGAAAAACUUUGUGAUGCAAUAAUUCUUGCUGAUCGUAAAAUCCAAGAAUCUAUCGUGUGUUAUUGCCUAUUUGGAAAGGCUCUUAUUCAAAGACGUAAUGAAAUAGCAUCGGAAAAACAAGUUGAUCCAGAAUCUAAUAUAGUUAGAAGAAUUUUAAAUAAAGAAGUGAAAGCUAAAAUCCAUAUCAAUUCCUAA
Messenger RNA from Dentiscutata erythropus, 776 nucleotides. The record is from the annotation of a GenBank genome assembly. Lineage: Eukaryota; Fungi; Glomeromycota; Glomeromycetes; Diversisporales; Gigasporaceae.